Messenger RNA from Amoebophrya sp. A120, 334 nucleotides. The record is from the annotation of a GenBank genome assembly. NCBI's taxonomy places the organism in Eukaryota, Dinophyceae, Syndiniales, Amoebophryaceae.
CGGAAUUUGCGGCUGUUGCUCCAGCAUUCGGUGGCGGUGGACAAAGACACGCCGUAUUUCAACCUGGUGUAUUCCUAGAUGAGAGGAUGAGGAACGAUUAAGUUUAGUACGGGAAGCAGCUCCUGAGGAGGGGUGUUGAUGAUGGGGAGGAGCUGCAUCAACUGGGGGUGAGUGACCACGAAAGAUCGUGACACUGGAAAGUGACAAGAGCCGCAACAUACUUGUCUGGUCAAGAAGCUGCCCUGUCAGAAGAAGUAGAACCGAUCCACUACCCACAACGACCGCAGCCACAGCAGGGCUGAUAAUUUGCAACUAUUUCAGAACAGAAGAACAC